UGAGACAAAUGGCAAGAGAGAUUCUUUGCAAUCAAUACUGCUGACUGGUUGUAGCCCGGUGUCUUCGUUAAGCACAGGCCAGGACGGACGCGUGGUUUCUCACGGAAGCUCUUCUUAACUCAACUCAUGGCCUCUGCUGUCCGACUCGCAUUCAGACCGAGGCUGCAAUGUAACGGUGUCGCUGCUCGGACACCGGGCAAGGCGUUCAGCUCGUCGGCGUCAAGACGGGACUUUCAUUUUGAUACCCAUCACUUCGUGCAACGCCUCGAACGCGAGGGACUGACUCGUGCACAGGCAGAAGGAAUCAUGAAUGCCAUGGCAGAGGUCAUUGACGAGAGUAUACGCAACAUGACCAGCAAUAUGGUCACAAAGGCCGAGCAGGAAAAGCACCAAUACACACAACAGGUCGACAUCGCACAGAUCAAGUCAGAACUACAGCUCAUGGAGAAGAACGAUCUCGCCAUGCUCAAAGCGGAGAAUGACCGUCUGCAAACUGACAUGGAGAAACUCAAGCAGCGACUCAGAGAAGAGAUUACUCGUACACAGGCUGGAGUACGACUCGACCUAAAUCUGGAAAAGGGCAGGAUGAGAGAGGAGAGCAGCGGUCAAGAACUCAAGAUAAAGGAAGUCGACACCAGGAUAGAGCAGGAGAUUGCGAACCUAAGAACAGCCAUCCAAGUGUCCAAGGCGACCACGCUCCAGUACUUGGUCGGGUUCGUGACCGGCUGCUCUGCACUGCUGAUGGCAUAUCUCAGAUUCCGGAUGUAAAUCUGGAAAUGUACUUUUUCCAAUGGACUGGUAUUUAUAUAUCAAGGCUAUAUACUUCAUCCACAUCUA
Messenger RNA from Pisolithus orientalis, 837 nucleotides. RefSeq lists its product as uncharacterized. NCBI's taxonomy places the organism in Eukaryota, Fungi, Basidiomycota, Agaricomycetes, Boletales, Pisolithaceae. The record is from RefSeq and is a predicted model, not a curated record. Gene Ontology annotation, cellular component: mitochondrion. Bases 127 to 768 code for a protein of 213 amino acids. The transcript has 4 exons.